UCCCCCCUCCCUCCCCCCUCCAUCUCCCUCUCUCUCCAAGAUUGUUACUUUUGAUUAUGUGUAGGUGUGUUUCCACAUGCCUGCGGUGCUCACCUGAGUGCCGAUGCCUGGGGAGGCCAGAGGCAUCAGAAUGGGAGGCACGGGCAGCUGUGAGCUGCCACCGUGCCCAGUGUCCUCUAGUGUCUGUAAAGCGCAUCUCGGAUCCCUACUCCCCGCUCCUGGCCUUCUGUCGUCCAGCCCUCUCUGUUUGCCCUGUUUUGGAGUCUGGCCCCUGCAGAGGACACUGUGGGAAUCUUUUCUCCCUAGAAAAAUGUCAGCUCACAGAUUCAAGAGUAUCCUGGAUUCCCAAGCCCCCCUGUGACUGGAUCAGUUCCCCCAUCUCAUUUUCCCAGAAUCCCCCGGGCUAUGGCUACUCCCAGGCACCCUGGGCCACCUUCCCACAGGGCCAUACCCUGCCUCAGCUCUGCCACUGCCUGGUGCUCUGUCCUCAAGGCCAGAUCUGGGUUCUCUGCCUCGUGCCCUCAGGCCACGCUUCCCUGACUUUCUUCUCCCUCAGUCUGUUCCGAUACAUACACCCGUCGGAGGAGGAGCUGCGGGUGCUAGCCGGGAAACCGAGGCCCAGAAGCAGGAAGGAACGCUGGACCAAUGGCCUUCAUGAUGAGAAGCCACUGUCAGUGCCUAGAGACGCCCCUUUCCGGCUGGAGACCCGUCCCCUCACUGCUGUGGAUGCCCUAGUCCUGCGCUUCUUUUUGGAGUACCAGUGGUUCGUGGAUUUCGCUGUGUACUCUGUGGGCGUGUACCUCUUCACGGAGGCCUACUAUUUCGUGCUGGGCCCGGUCCAGGAGGCCAACAUCGCUGUGUUCUGGUGCCUGCUCACACUGGCCUUCUCUCUCAAGGUGUUCCUCGCGGUGACCCGGCUGUACUUCGGUGCCAAGGAGGGCGGCGAGCGCUCGGUGUGUCUGGCCUCUGCCUUCCUCUUCCUCCUCCUCGCCAUGCUGGUGCAGGUGGUGCGGGAGGAGACCCUGGAGCUGGGGCUGGAGUCAGGUCUGGCCAGUGUGACCCAGAACCUGGAGCCUGUUCUGAAGAAGCAGGGUUGGGACUGGGCACUCCCUGUGAUCAAGCUGGUCCUCCGCCUUGGUCUUGCGGGGCUAGGCUCCUUGUUGGGCGCCUUCCUCGUUUUCCCGGGCCUGAGGCUGGCCCAGACCCACCAGGACGCGCUGACGCUGUCUGCAGAUCGGCCGCUGCUGCAGCUGCUCCUGCAUACCAGCUUCCUGUCGCCCCUGUGCACCCUGUGGCUCUGGACAAAGCCUGUGGCCCGUGACUUCCUAUACCAGACACCCAGGAGGAACGUGACCUCUUCUCUGCCAUCAGAAGGGGCCUUCGACUCCCUGCGCCUCUGGGUGCUGGUGGCGCUGUGCCUGCUGCGGCUGGCCGUGACCCGGCCACACCUGCAGGCCUACCUGUGCCUCGCCAAGUCUCGCGUGGAGCAGCUGCGCAAGGAGGCUGGCCGCAUUGAGGCCCGCGAGAUCCAGCAGCGGGUGGUCCGGGUUUACUGCUACGUGACCGUGGUGAGUCUGCAGUACCUGACGCCCGUCAUCCUCACUUUGCACUGCACGCUGCUGCUCAAGACCCUGGGCGGCUACUCUUGGGCCCCGGGCCCUGCUCCAACCUCACCGGCCCCGCCCCAGUCCUCAGACACCUUCAUCUCUGUGGACCCUGCAGAGGAUGAAGUCCAGCAGACUGCAGCCCAGGUCGCAGGGGUUCUGGGCAGCCUGCUCACGCCCCUCUUCCUCCGUGGUGUGCUGGCCUACCUCAUCUGGUGGACCGCGGCCUGCCAGCUGCUCUCCAGCCUCUUUGGCCUCUAUUUCCACCAGCACCUGGCAGCUUCCUAGCGCGAUCCACCAGGACGGGGACUGUCUCCUAUGUGUGUGCCUUAGUGCCCCCAGAUGACCCAGGGGUAAGCGUGGGGACUCCCCACCACCCCCGUCACCUCCGUGCCUGGAUCAUGAAGCCCUUGAGUCAGGUUCCCCUGGACCUGGAGGCCAUGGUCCCGCGUGUGUGUGUGUGUGUGUGUGUGUGUGUGUGUGUGUGUGUGUGUGUGCAGGAUUUCAGUGGGAGGCUCCUCUCAAUAAAAGGGGUGGGCUACUUCUACAGAAGUAUCCCAGAGGCUGAGGAGAGGCAGGGGAGACCUGGCUGGUGAGAAGGACUUAGGAGAGAGUGAUACCAGGCAGGCGUGGAAAGAUGAGGAAGAGGUUUGAGACGGCCAGGAGAAAGCGAGGGGUGGGGCUCAUGCCCAGCUUUGUUUUUUGUUUUUUGUUUUUUUUUGAGACAGAGUUUCUCUGUGUAGCUUUGCACCUUUCCUGGAGCUCACUUUGUAGCCCAGACUGGCCUCGAACUCACAGAGAUCUGCCUGCCUCUGCCUCCUAAGUGCUGGGAUUAAAGGCGUGCGCCACCACUGCCUGACUACGCCCAGCAUCUCAAUAUCCCUGGGUCUGUCACUAUCACUAGGAAGGAAAGAGACAAGGGUCACCAUGCCCAUCUCCCCAGCACACUGGGGAGGCUGAGGCAGGAGCAUUAGCCUAGACCAGUAACAAGACCAUAUCUCCAAAACAAGAAGAAAAAAAAUAAGGGGGAAGGGGAAGGAAUGUGAGCUGUAAGGAAGGAGAGGGAGAGAAAUUGAAGCUGUGAGUUGACAGCCGUCAUGUAUUUCAAGGCCUUGGUGACAGGGUCACCACCACCUCCAGAGCUGUCCUAUUGCUAUGACUUAGUGCGUGUACACGUGUGUUUAUGAGACAUGCAUGGGUUGCAUGACUCUCCUACAUAUGCAGGAUGUACAUUGAGAAUAAAACUGGAGGGCUCCCUCAGUGCUGCCCGGCAACAUUGCUGGUGGUCCGGAGCUCGGUUUGUUAGGACAGUGCUGUUAUAGCCAAGGUCUCACUGGAGAGAAGGCGCUGUCUCUGUUCGGAAUGCGACUGUGUGUGCCCACAGGACCAGAGGACAACUUAGCACUCAGGCCUUGCCUUCUGCCUUGAGAUUUUUUGUUCACCCUGAAUUCCUCAGGUUAGCUGUUCAACAAGCUUCAGGGAGUCUCUGGUUUCCACCCCCCACCUUGCCACGGGAGUGCUGCUCUGUCCUCCUUGUGUGGGUCCUGAGGACUGGAGCUCAGAUCCUCAUGACUACAGCAAGCAGGGCUAGUGUGUGUGGGAUGAACACACAAGAUUUCGAAGGCGUGUCUGGAGUUUCCUUGCCUCUUGGGACAGACUCCCACGCUGACCCUGACAAGGGGCUGUGGGAGCUUGUGAAGUUCUGUGGAAUCAAGGAUGGGCAAGUAAAGGGUGAUACGCCCUUCAGGAGGCGCAAAAAGCGACAAUUCUGGAAAACCAAGGUUCUGCUCUGGGGCUUGAGUGACUUCAGGGUGGAGGGCACGUCUCAGGUGGUUCCGCCCGAUCGGGGCUGCGCUGUGUUCCGGGGCACAGGUUCCUGUGGCCAACGCCUCUGCUGCCAAGCAUGGUGGAGCAUGGCUAACGACUCAGAGGCAGAGGUGGGCGGCCAGCUCUAUGCAGGAAUUCCAAGUCAGCCGGCCUAUAUAUCCCAGAUGUGUAAAUAAACACAUGGAGCAUUUUGUUACUGGCA
Peromyscus leucopus (white-footed mouse) is the source of this 3633-nucleotide messenger RNA. RefSeq names its product transmembrane protein 161A (gene Tmem161a). NCBI's taxonomy places the organism in Eukaryota, Metazoa, Chordata, Mammalia, Rodentia, Cricetidae. The coding region runs from base 57 to 1892 and encodes 611 amino acids. The record is from RefSeq and is a predicted model, not a curated record. The transcript is spliced from 10 exons.